UCUCCUCCAUAAAGAGAAACACACAAAACUCAUCUUUGUUAUAUAUACACAAUACAAGUAAAAAGAAUAUAGAAAGAGAAGGCAAAAAGGACAAGGCAGAGGGGGCAUUCUUUUCUCUUUCUUUCUUCCUGAUGUUGAUCAGAGGGAAAACAUAAGAAAAAAAAAAGUGGGAAAGCAAAAGAAAGAAAAGUAGCAGUGAAACAUCAAACAUUAUUAGUUUAGGUUUUGAUAAAGAACAUGUUGGGGUUUAAGAAUUGCAGAAGCCAUUUCCUGGUGGCGUUUGUGGUGGUGAUUUUCUCAUCAUUGGCCUGUGGUCCAGUGAGAGCCACAGUUUCCUAUGAUGACAAAGCCUUCAUCAUCAAUGGCAACAGAAGGAUUCUCAUCUCUGGUUCUAUUCACUACCCAAGAAGCACUCCUGAGAUGUGGCCUGGGCUUAUACAGAAGGCUAAAGAUGGAGGAUUGGAUGUUAUACAGACUUAUGUGUUCUGGAAUGGGCAUGAACCAUCUCCUGGAAAAUACAACUUUGAGGGGAGAUAUGAUUUGGUCAGGUUCAUCAAACUGGUGCACCAAGCAGGGCUCUAUGUUCAUCUUCGUAUCGGCCCUUAUAUUUGUGGAGAAUGGAAUUUUGGGGGAUUCCCUGUUUGGCUAAAAUAUGUGCCUGGGAUGGAAUUUAGAACAGACAAUCAGCCUUUUAAGGUGGCUAUGCAAGGAUUUGUUGCGAAAAUUGUCAACACGAUGAAGUCAGAGAGGCUGUUUGAACCUCAAGGUGGACCAAUUAUUAUGAGUCAGAUUGAAAACGAGUAUGGACCGAUUGAGUGGGAAAUCGGUGCUCCAGGUAAAGCCUAUACAAAAUGGUUUACACAAAUGGCUGUGGGUCUCAACACCGGUGUUCCUUGGAUCACGUGCAAACAAGAGGAUGCCCCCGAUCCCAUGAUAGAUACUUGCAAUGGAUUCUACUGUGAAAACUUCCGGCCACGCAAUCCCCACAAUCCCAAGAUGUUUACAGAACUCUGGACUGCAUGGUACACAGAAUUUGGAGGCCCCGUUCCUCGAAGAUCUGCAGAAGACACCGCUUUUGCAGUUGCAAGGUUCAUCCAAAAUAAUGGCUCAUUCUUCAACUAUUACAUGUACCAUGGAGGGACAAAUUUUGGCAGGACUGCUGGUCGGUUUAUUGCAACUAGCUAUGACUAUGAUGCCCCGCUAGAUGAAUAUGGGCUACCAAACGAACCGAAAUAUGGGCACUUAGCAGAAUUGCAUAAAGUGAUCAAGCAAGCUGAGCCAGCUUUAGUUUCGUCGUAUCCCACAGUGACAUGGCUUGGCAAAUAUCAAGAGGCUCAUGUCUUUAGUCCAAAGUCGGGGGGGCAUUGUGCUUUGUUCCUCUCCAACUACGACCCCCAAUACUCAGCAAAAGUGACGUUUUGGAACAAGCAAUACAAUCUGCCUCCUUGGUCAGUUAGUAUUUUCCCCGACUGCAAGACCGAGGCUUUCAACACCGCGAGGGUAAGUGUGGGAAGCUCUCAGAUGAAGAUGGUACCCGUAAAGAGUGGAUUCUCUUGGCAAUCGUACAUUGAAGAUACCCCAACCGCUGAUGAUGGGGAGUCGCUUGUAGCAAAUGGACUAUGGGAGCAAGUAAAUGUAACCCGAGACAACUCAGACUAUUUGUGGUACAUGACAGAUGUGAACAUUGCAUCUAACGAAGGAUUUCUAAAGAAUGGAAAAGACCUCGUUUUAACUGUUAUGUCUGCUGGGCAUGCAUUGCGCGUUUUCAUUAAUGGUCAAUUAUCAGGAACUGUGUAUGGGGAACUGGAAAAUCCAAAACUAACGUUUACUGGGAAUGUAAAACUAAGGGCUGGUGUUAACAAGAUUUCGCUGCUCAGCUCUGCUGUUGGCCUCCCGAAUGUUGGCACGCAUUAUGAGCAAUGGAAUACUGGAGUUCUCGGCCCUGUCUCGUUGAGUGGUCUUAAUGAAGGGACAAGAAACUUGGCUAAGCAGAGAUGGUCUUACAAGGUUGGGUUGAAAGGCGAAUCCUUAAGUCUCAAUACUAUGAGUGGAAGUUCCUCGGUGGAAUGGGUACAAGGUUCCCUUCUGGCUAACAAACAGCCCCUAACCUGGUACAAGGCAAUUUUUAACGCACCGGGAGGAAACGACCCGGUGGCGCUGGACAUGAGCAGCAUGGGAAAAGGCGAGAUAUGGAUAAACGGGGAAGGCGUCGGGCGCCACUGGCCUGCAUACACUGCCCAUGGUAGCUGUGGUCAGUGCAGCUAUGCUGGAACUUAUAGUGAGACCAAAUGCCAGACAAAUUGUGGGCAGCCUUCUCAAAGAUGGUAUCAUGUCCCGCGAUCAUGGCUGAAACCAUCUGGGAAUCUCUUAGUUGUGUUUGAAGAAUGGGGGGGCGACCCGACUGGGAUUAAAUUCGUUACAAGAACCAAGUAAUAAUUAGUGAUCACAGAUCAAGAAAGAAAGAGCUUUCUGAAAAUCUUUCUUCUCUGCAAUGUUAGUUUGAAAUAAGAAGAUAUGAAGCAGGUUGGGAUAUACAACUAUACAAGUAUACAAGAAGCCAUAUACAUAGCUAGAGAUACAAGCAUUAUGUGUAUAUAUUAUAUACAAAGCUACAACUUGUGGCUUACACAAAUUUGGUAUCAACAAAAUUGUUGAAUAUGUAGAGGAGAUGAUGAAAGAGAUGUAUAAUUUUAGAGCAAUAAAGGUACCUUUUUUUUUUUUUUU
Molecule: messenger RNA, 2724 nt
Organism: Ipomoea nil (Japanese morning glory)
Lineage: Eukaryota; Viridiplantae; Streptophyta; Magnoliopsida; Solanales; Convolvulaceae
Product: beta-galactosidase-like
Exons: 18
Coding region: 238-2433 (731 amino acids)
Biological process (GO): carbohydrate metabolic process
Cellular component (GO): vacuole; cell wall
Molecular function (GO): beta-galactosidase activity
Source: RefSeq, a predicted model, not a curated record